AUGGAGGCGAUGGUGCUGCUGAACGCGCUGGGCACCCGGGUCCUCUUCGCCCUGCACGCGCUGCUGGGCGUCUGGCGGGUUACGGAGGUGAAGAAGGAGCGCAAGUACUGGCUGCUGGCGCUGCUCAACCUCCUGUUGUGCCUGGAAACGGCGCUCACGCUCAAGCUCAAGCGGGGAAGGGGCUACAAAUGGUUCUCACCGCCGAUCUUUGUCUAUCUCAUCAGCAUAGUGCCCUCCUUGUGGAUUCUGGAACUUCAGCCUAAAAAUCAGGUACUACUUCGCUUUUCUGCUUUCUGAUCUUUGCCUUUGCUGCAGCUGCAACAGGCCCAGGAGUUUGUCAGCACGCUCUCCAAAAUGUGUGAGCCCAUCUGGACGCUGAGCCUCCACCAGACCUUCCUGCUGCUCCUCAUCCUGGGCCGCUGGCUCCUUCCCAUCGGUGGGGAGAUCACCAGGGACCAGCUGUCUCAGCUGCUGCUGCUCUUCGUGGGCACCGCCGCAGACAUCCUCGAGUUCACCAGUGAAACGCUGGAAAUAGAGAACGUCCGGAACAAAGAUGCUCUGGUCUAUGCAAUCCUAGCCGUGUGGACUUGGAGCAUGUUGCAAUUUCCUCUGGAUCUGGCAGUGCAACAUCUCAACUGUGAUCGAGCAGCUUCAUCCACAAAAGUUUUUCAUCUGCUCCUCUGCAGACACAGUGCCGACCUGUGGAACAUCGGCAUCAGUUUGUUCAUCCAAGAUGGCCCUUUCCUUGUGGUGCGCCUGAUCCUGAUGGGCUACUUCCAAGUUGUGAACCAGAUGCUUGUGUUUUUUGCGGCCAAGAACAUUUUGAUCGUGAUGUUGCAGCUGUACCGCCUUGUGGUGCUGUCGCUCGACUUCCACGCCUCCCUCCAGCGCAGAGCAAAAAGCCAGAAAGGAGUCACUUCCUGUUGCCCCUGUGAGCCCAACUCCAUCAACCUCCCAUCCAAUGGCCUGCUGGACGGAGGCGACUCUACUGGCCUGGAGGAGACCUUCCCAGACUCAGCUGAGUGCUUGUGA
Molecule: messenger RNA, 1032 nt
Organism: Thamnophis sirtalis
Lineage: Eukaryota; Metazoa; Chordata; Lepidosauria; Squamata; Natricidae
Source: RefSeq, a predicted model, not a curated record